Messenger RNA from Penicillium brevicompactum, 1005 nucleotides. RefSeq names its product inositol monophosphatase family protein. Gene Ontology annotation, biological process: inositol metabolic process; phosphatidylinositol phosphate biosynthetic process; signal transduction. The record is from RefSeq and is a predicted model, not a curated record. The annotation marks the transcript as partial. Gene Ontology annotation, molecular function: inositol monophosphate 1-phosphatase activity. NCBI's taxonomy places the organism in Eukaryota, Fungi, Ascomycota, Eurotiomycetes, Eurotiales, Aspergillaceae. The transcript is spliced from 6 exons.
ACGACUCUCAUUAUGGCUGCACUUCCACAGGAUGAGCUCGACGAGAUUUAUGCCUUCGCGAUAGACUUGGGUCGCCAGGCCGGCAAGAUGCUCAUGGAUCGAGUCGACCAGCGCGUCGCAGGUGGAGGCGCUAAUGCCUUCGAGGAGAAGGAGAACUCAGUAGAUAUCGUGACGCAGACUGAUGAGGAUGUCGAAGUAUUUAUCCGAAAGAAUCUCGAAGCCAGAUACCCAUCUCACAAAUUCCUCGGCGAAGAAACAUAUGCCAAAGGCCAAUCGCGCGACUAUCUCAUCGAUGAGCAACCAACAUGGUGCAUCGACCCAUUAGACGGAACUGUAAACUACACCCACAUCUUCCCCAUGUUCUGCGUCUCAAUUGGUUUCAUUGUCAACCACAAGCCCGUCAUCGGUGUAAUCUACGCUCCCUUCACAGACCAGCUGUGGUCCUCCUGCACCGGGCGCGGUGCUUGGCUCAACGAGACCCGUCGCCUUCCUCUCCUCCACAACCCGAUCCCACCUAUGCCUCCCAACGCGCCAGCACAAUGUGUUUUCUCAUGUGAGUGGGGCAAGGACCGCCGCGAUAUUCCCGACGGGAAUAUGCACCGCAAGAUUGAAAGCUUCGUGAAUAUGGCUUCUGAGCUGGGGAGCCGAUCUGGGAGGGGUGGAAUGGUACACGGGAUGCGUAGUUUAGGCAGUGCGACGCUGGAUCUGGCAUAUGUCGCUAUGGGUUCAUUUGAUAUCUGGUGGGAAGGAGGUUGUUGGGAGUGGGAUAUUGCUGCCGGAGCUGCGAUCCUGCUCGAGGCGGGCGGACUGAUGACCACGGCUAAUCCCCCAGAGAACGAAGCAACGGCGCCGAUCGAGGACGUCCGACUCGGCAGUCGGUUGUAUUUAGCUAUCAGACCGGCUGGCCCGUCCGCUACGGAGACAGGUCGCGAAACACAGGAGCGCACGGUACGUGAAGUCUGGCGCCGUGUUCGUAACUUGGACUAUUCGCGACCAGGUGCCUGA